AUGAAGUCCAUUUUUGCCCUAUUGUUUGUGCUUUGCGCUUUCGCAACGACCCAAGCGUUGGUUGUCGGUCGUGAUGCGACCACUCCCGCUAUAGUCGCCCGCGAAAUAGGCGACGUCUCAUAUAUUCGUGCUAAUGCCGAUAUCGGGAAACGUAAAUUCUUGGCCAGCGAGCCAGAACCUAUCCAGGAUGACGAUGGGAAUUAG
Molecule: messenger RNA, 204 nt
Organism: Desarmillaria tabescens
Lineage: Eukaryota; Fungi; Basidiomycota; Agaricomycetes; Agaricales; Physalacriaceae
Exons: 3
Coding region: 1-204 (67 amino acids)
Source: RefSeq, a predicted model, not a curated record